Messenger RNA from Aspergillus ochraceoroseus IBT 24754, 384 nucleotides. Its product is annotated as putative progesterone binding protein. The record is from RefSeq and is a predicted model, not a curated record. Gene Ontology annotation, cellular component: membrane; endomembrane system. The transcript has 3 exons. Bases 1 to 384 code for a protein of 127 amino acids. Lineage: Eukaryota; Fungi; Ascomycota; Eurotiomycetes; Eurotiales; Aspergillaceae.
AUGACUGAAAACGGUCAAUCGUCCGGUCGCUUUGCACCCAAGGUGCCUGUUCAGCUGGAUCCUCCCAAGGAUGACCCGAUUACCGCAGAGGAAUUAGCCAAGUGUGAUGGUACUGAUCCCAGCCGUCCAACUUUGGUUGCGAUCAAGGGGAUUGUCUUCGAUGUUAGCCGAAACGCUGCGUAUGGGGCUGAGGGGCAGUAUCGCGUGUUCGCUGGAAAAGAUGCCUCGCGGGCUCUUGCCUGUUCAUCCCUAAAACCCGAAGACUGCAGACCCGAUUGGCAUGAUCUUGCAGACAAGGAAAAGAAGGUCCUCGAGGAAUGGUAUACGUUCUUUAGUAAGAGAUAUAACAUUGUGGGUAAGGUGAAGGAGGCUACAAACUACUGA